Molecule: messenger RNA, 6209 nt
Organism: Tarenaya hassleriana
Lineage: Eukaryota; Viridiplantae; Streptophyta; Magnoliopsida; Brassicales; Cleomaceae
Product: autophagy-related protein 2
Exons: 14
Coding region: 200-5923 (1907 amino acids)
Biological process (GO): autophagy of mitochondrion; reticulophagy; autophagosome assembly
Cellular component (GO): extrinsic component of membrane; phagophore assembly site
Molecular function (GO): phosphatidylinositol-3-phosphate binding
Source: RefSeq, a predicted model, not a curated record
UUCCCGACACGGAAAGGGAAAAUCAUCGAUGAAAGUCUUCGACUCAGUUUCAUAUUCUAUCUCUUUUGUGAAAUCUCUCUAUCAGGAUUCCCAAUUCCGGCAAACUACUAACCCUAAUUUCAUCCUCCGGGAAACCCUAUUCACAUAGCUGGACUGGGUUUUUCUAAUUCGCCAGAGAGGGUUUCAACCGACGGUGAUCAUGGUGUUUCCGUGGAACAUUGCUAAAUCGGCGGAGGCAGUGUUCUCGAGAUGGGCGGUGAAAAGGGUUUGCAAGUUUUUGCUGAAGAAAAAAUUGGGGAAGUUUAUACUGGGUGAUAUCGACCUUGACCAGCUCGAUGUUCAGCUCAGGGAUGGAACAAUUCAGCUCUUCGAUCUCGCUAUCAACGUUGAUUAUCUGAAUGAGAAGUUCGAUGCCCCACUGCUCAUAAAGGAAGGUUCAAUUGGGUCUCUACUAGUUAAAAUGCCUUGGAAGAGUAAAGGUUGUCAAGUUGAGGUGGAUGAACUUGAGCUUGUUCUGGCGCCCCGUUUGGAGAGUAAUGCAUCAUCAUCUGUAAAUGAAGCUAGCACCUCCACUUCUACCACAGUAGCUUCACAUAGCAUACGCCUUGAGCUAAGAAAGCACGAGAAUGAAUUUUCGGGGAAUACUGUUAAAUCUGCAUCUAUUGAUGUUCACGAAGGCGUUAAGAUGAUUGCAAAGAUAGUAAAAUGGUUUCUUACGAGCUUUCAUGUAAGAAUCAAAAAGCUGAUAAUUGCAUUUGAUCCUUGUUUUCCCAAAGAACAGAACAAGGCAGGUCCACGCCCAGAGUUGGUGUUUAGAAUGUCGGAGAUAGAAUGUGGAAUAUGUGCUUCGGAGGAUCAUGUUUCUACUAAUGGAGUUGGUGGUGAUAAUUUCCUUGAUAUAAGUCGACUUACAAACUGUGUCAAGUUCCAAGGGGCUGUUCUUGAACUUCUACAAAUGGAUGUUGAUAAUGAUGAUAAAACUUGUGGCAUGAAAACAUCAAAUGUUGUGACUUCGAUCAUGACAGGCAAAGGAGGUGGCUUUUCAGGGUGUUUGAAUUUGAGUAUACCUUGGAGACAUGGUUCCUUGGAUAUUCGUAAGGUGGAUGCUGAUCUAUGUAUUGAUCCUGUUGAAGUACGGUUUCAGCCGGCCACGAUUAAAUGGUUCUUAUGGUCAUGGGAAAGCUUCAUGAGUUUGGACUUGGACUGUUGUCUCUCAGUUUCUCAAUUUAAUUCAUCAGGAGAUUCACCUUCAAUGCCAACCAAUAAACCGGUAUCCUCAUCAGGUGGCCAAGCUUUUGGGGAUAAAACUACAGUGUCAGGGUUACAGUUCAUACCAGAUUGGUUUCUAUCUACUGUUAGUGAGAAAGAAGACGAUGGAGAAGUAGAUCUUGGAGCAAGUGUGGACCAGUUCUUUGAAUGUUUUGAUGUAAUGAGGAGUUACCAUUCAGCUUUUGGAAGCCACGGAAUGUGGAAUUGGACAUCUUCUGUUUUCACAGCAAUCAGCGCUGCGUCUAGCCUUGCUUCGGGGUCUCUUUAUCUUCCUUCUGAACAGCAGCAUGUUGAAACCAGCUUUAAAGUCUCCUUUGUUGGAAUUUCCAUGGUGCUGUUUUUCCAAGAUGAAGACAGCUGGAAGGAAGAUUGCGCGGAUGUCCAUUACGUGGGCGCAGAAUGCAGGGAUAUUUCUGCCUCUGUUCAGGUAUGUCCUCAUGAUAUGAGGUUACAAGGAGGAGUGAGCAGCAUUGAGAUCGCCGACUAUUGCCAUGCAGGAAAUACCCGUGAUACGGCUAAUAUUGAAUACAGAACAAGUUUGAUAAAAAAUUUACAAGCUGAGGUUCAGAGUACUCUUCCUUCAUUUGCCUCAUCUGAUGGAAAUGCUGCCUCAAAUAAUUUAAGUGAGAUAGUUUCUGAUGGGUUCCUGUCUCGUAACAAAGGUUUUGCUGUCAAGACACUAUUGGUUAAAGCUGCAGGGGGUGAUGGGCUUCGGUUUAAUUUCAACUCUCAAUCAUCAGAUGGAACCUCGGGAGGACCAAAAUCAUUUUCCUUGACUUUACCAUCCACAACAUUAUGGUUGAACCUUCAUUCAGUAAAAAUGUUGGCAGAUCUUUUGAAUGAUGUGGCAGAAUCUAGUCCCGAAAUUAGUCACAAACGGAAUCAGUUAUGCAAUGGGAAUGAUGGAUCUUCCUUUACGUGCAUUAAAGCCUCUUCCAAAUCUGAAAGGUUACGAGGUAAUGUGUCGAUCGUGAAUGUUCGAGUGAUGCUGUGCUUCCCUUUCGAGAGCCAUUCUGGAAAGGUAUGCAGCUCUUUCUGGGAAGAAUUUGUUGUUCUCGACUUAUCUUCGUCAUUUGCUUCUCAUAAAAACAAAAUUGAAGAUGGAAGUCCAGAAGGAAUGUAUUUUAACUCAGCUGCUCGUUCCAUAUGCAUUAGUGUUGGUGAUGCUAGCAUUUACUUGGUCACUUCGGACCUUAAAGAUGCUGAAACCAAUUCAUGCAGCAUGCCAAGAACAUUCUCAGCGUAUAGGAUUCUGGAUACCUGCAAUAGAACUAGUAACCAACUUUCUACCAUUAGUAUGUAUUGGCAAGAUAGUCCUGUUGCUGGACCUUGGUUAGUGAAGAGAGCUAAGAUCUUGGCUACUCAGGAGGAAUCCAUGCAAACGAAUAAAUCUGGGGGAAACGGCCUCGAGUUUGCUGCUGUUACUUCUGCAAAAGAUCAGGAAGACAUUUAUUCUCAAACCAGAAAAGAAAUCGCUCUGGCUUCUUCAUUCUGUCUCUACGUUCAUUUGUUUCCUCUUACUAUCCAUUUAGACAGUUUGCAAUACAGCAGCUUAUGUAGUGUCCUAGACCAGAUAAAGGUUUGUCAAUCCAGUAUGGCAGGCAACACGACUACUAAGACAGAGGAAUCUGCUGUGCCGCAAACAUCUCUUAUUGUGGAGUGUGAUUCCCUUGAGAUUUUGGUCAUGCCGGAAGCAAAGAAGGACAUAAAAAAACAGCUUCAGAGUGAGAUUCCUGGGUCAUGGGUUCAGUUAAAACUGAGGGUCCAGAAGUUUAAUCUUAUGUCUGUCUCAAAUCUCAGCACUACUUGUGGUGCUGAUUUCUUUUGGUUAGCCCAUGGGGAAGGCAAGUUAUGGGGUUCUGUCACAGAUCGGCCUUGUCAAGACCUUCUUCUGAUUUCGUGUAGCAACUCUGCAAUCAAACGUGGUAAUGGUGGAGGUUCAAAUGCCUUGUCAUCUAGGUUGGCUGGCCUGGAUAUUGUACAUUUGCGGGACCCAAAAAUCUGCCAUGAUUAUUUGUCUGUAUCUAUGAGGUGCAGUACAAUUGUAGCCGCAGGUGGACGUCUGGAUUGGAUAGAAGUGGCCUCUUCCUUUUUCAUCUUGCCUUCUGUAGAAACAGAACAAGUUGUUGACAGGGAUUCACUAGGAAUGAAUUCUAGUUCAUCUAGUAGCUCCUCGUUUAUGCUUAGUCUGGUCGAUGUUGGUUUGAGCUAUGAGCCCCACUUUGAGGAUCUGGAUGCUUUACAUCAAUCAAGUGACACAUGGAUUGCGUGUCUGCUUGCUGCAUCUUCUCUUAGCCUCUCAAAUACUAGCCUGGUCAAUUCCAAAAAAAAUGAUUAUAGAAUUAGGGUUCAAGAUCUUGGGCUUCUUCUGUCUGUGGUUUCAGACCCUGACAGGCUUGUUGGAAUUUACAGUGCACAGUAUCUUCAUGAGACUGGCUAUGUUAAAGUUGCUCAGGAGGCUCUCAUCGAAGCUAUUCUGAGAAGUAACUCUGAAAAUGACCUCCUCUGGGAGUUGGAAUGUUCCAAGUCUCAUUUGUUGAUCGAAACCUGCAGUGACACAACAUCUGGUCUGAUUCGGUUGGCUACUCAACUCCAGCAGUUACUUGCUCCUGAUUUGGAGGAAUCAGCUGCACACUUGCAGACUCGAUGGGACAACAUCCAGCAGGCACAUGCUAAGAGUGGUUUUGAUUCUAGAGAUCAUAUCUGUAGCUUUGCGUCAAGUUCCGAAAUUCAAAAUUCAAGUUUACAUGUAGCGACUGAAUCUAGCGUCACAGGUUUGAUGGAUGAAAUCAAUGAAGAUGCUUUCGCCUUUGAUGCAAAUUCUACCAGUAUGUGUGACUCUUUGGGAUAUCAAAAUAAUUCCAUGUCGUCUGAUGAAAGCUGUCAGGGGAAGGCAUUAAUACUUGAAACUUCUCAAACACUCUCUGACCCAUUUAUUUGUGGGUCAUCGUCUGGAAUAAAACCAGAAAGCAACCAAAAAUUUCUUGAAAGAGAUAGCUUGCCUGAACUUAUUGAGAACUACUGUUUGUCCGAGUUCCAUCCAUUGUCAGAGCUUCCUCAAGAAGGGGAUUCAUCGGGGGUACAAUUGGUUCUUGAGGCAGAUUUCAAGAGAGGAAACUCUGGGUGGUAUGAUGACACGUCUUUAAGAAUCUUGGAAGAUCAUGUUUCCAAAGCAACUGAAGAAGAUUGUGAGGAACAUAUUCUGGAUGGAAAUUCUUCUCUUUUUGAGUCAACAUCAUGUUCUGAGGGAAGUGCCAUUGGACGUGUCCUUCUGACAAACAUCAACCUCAAAUGGAGAAUGUACUCUGGCAUUGAUUGGCAUGAUUCUAGGAAGAAAGGUGAGACGUAUAGAAAUGUGAAGGGCAGGGAUACAACUGCUUGUCUUGAGCUUGAAUUAUCUGGGAUGCAAUUCCUAUAUGAAAUCUUUCCAGCUGGCAAAAUAUGUACAUCUGAACUCUCUCUCGUUCUCCAAGAUUUUUAUCUUUAUGAUAGAAGCAAAGCUGCACCUUGGGCAUUGGUCUUUGGAUACUACAACUCAAAAGAUCACCCAAGAGAAACCUCUUCAAAGGUAUUCAAGCUAGACUUAAAAGCUGUCAGACCUGACCCUCAAACCCCCCUUGAGGAAUACAGGUUGCGUGCUGCCUUCCUCCCUUUGCUGUUGCAUCUUCAUCAAAGUCAAGUGGAUUUCCUCAUCAGCUUCUUCGGUGCAAACAGCACAGAAAAGCCAGUAGGUUCUGUUGAUGAUUCAGGUGCUUUCACUUCGUCUGUUGUAAGAAGUGAUUCUAUUAGAGGACAUAAUAUUAUAGAAGAAGCUCUUCUUCCAUACUUCCAGAAAUUUGACGUAUGGCCAGUUACGGUUCGGGUUGACUACAGUCCUCAUCAUGUUGAUUUAGCAGCAUUGACAGGAGGAAAAUAUGCAGAGCUUGUAAACCUUGUUCCCUGGAAGGGAAUUGAACUUAAGCUCAAACAUGUACAUGCCGCUGGAAUCUAUGGUUGGGGCAAUGUAUGCGAGACUAUUCUUGGGGAAUGGUUAGAAGAUAUAUCACAAAAUCAGGUUCAUAAAUUACUGAAGGGGAUACCAACAGUUAGAUCACUUUCUGCUCUAUAUGCUGCUGUUGCCAAGCUAGUCUCUUCACCGGUCGAAAGUUACAGAAAAGAUCAGAGGCUUGUAAAGGGAGUGCAAAGAGGUACUAUUGCAUUCCUCAGAAGCAUAUCACUUGAAGCUGUUGGACUUGGGGUUCACUUGGCAGCAGGGGCUCAUGAUAUCUUGCUGAGAGCAGAGUACGUCCUUGCUAGUGCCCCAUCACCCCCACAGACACAAGGCAAGACAAAAGCAAAUGUCAGACAUAAUCAGCCUAGAAAUGCCCGGCAAGGCAUGCUUCAGGCUUGUGAGAGUAUAAGUGAUGGCCUGGGGAAAUCUGCUUCUGCUUUGGUCCGUAGACCUCUUAAGAAAUAUCAACGUGGAGAUGGUGCGGCUUCAGCUUUGGCAACAGCUGUUCAGGGAGUUCCAACAGCUGCUUUAGCUCCCGCUUCAGCUUGCGCAAGGGCUGUCCAUAGUGCUCUUGUUGGCGUCAGAAAUAGUCUUGAUCCUGAACAUAAAAAGGAGUCCAUGGAAAAGUAUUUAGGCCCAGAUAAGCGAAGGAAUCAAGACUAACACGGACAACGCUAGGUGAAUAGGUGAAUAGGGCGAUUGGAUUACAUUCUUUCCCCGUCUUGAGAAAAGCCAGAGAUGGGUAAAUUUUGUACAAAAUCCAAAAAACAAUACACAUAUAUAAAAAUACGGAUCAUAGAGAGUAGUGUGGUUCUGUGGAUAUGAUAUUGAUCUUUAUGACUCGAUUGUAUAUUUAAUCCAUCUCGUUUGCAGAAUGAGCGAAUUGUACAGUUUGUCUCUUUUAUUCUUUUUGAAUAAGAGGAAAUGUAAAAAGGUUUUGCCCACGAAA